UCCAGCAGAGCAAGAAGGAGAGGGUUUUUACCUGUACCUAGCUCCCCAUCAGGUGUAGGCAUGUGAGAAGCAGAAGAGAAGCAGGCAGGAGAAGGCAGUGUCAGGCAUCCCAGACGCAGGGCCAGCAUGGCAUCUCUGCUGGACAACCUAGCCAGACCUUCUGCUGUCGUUCUGCAGCUGUCUGUGGUGCUUGGUGUAAUCUUCGUGCUGCUGAAGGUGGCCCAGUUCUAUCGGGAGAGGAAGAAACUCAUCAAAGCUCUGGAGGCAUUCCCUGGUCCCCCGAAACACUGGCUCUAUGGCCACAAUCACCUGCUAAAUGCUGAAAAAAUGUUAGAUCAGCUGGUGUCAUGGGCAGAAGAAUACCCCUAUGCCUUUCCCAGAUGGUUUGGACCAGUCCUGCCUUCUCUAGUAAUCCACCACCCUGAAUAUGCCAAAAGCCUACUUGGCCAAACAGAUCGCAAGCCCAAUGUACCCUACAAAUUCUUAGUUCCCUGGAUUGGGCAGGGACUGUUGAUCUUGGAUGGAACCAAAUGGUUCCAGCAUCGGAAGCUGCUCACCCCAGCUUUUCAUUAUGAUGUGCUGAAAUCUUACGUGGCCCUGAUGUCAGACUCUGUUAAAGUGAUGCUGGAUAAAUGGGGAAAGAACACAGAGACGAAAUCAGUGGAGCUCUUUCAAGACGUCAGCUUGAUGACACUAGACAGCAUCAUGAAAUGUGCCUUCAGUUAUAACGCCAACUGUCAGACUCAGAGCAACUCAGACUAUUAUAUCAGAGCUGUUUAUGACCUGAGCUACCUCGUGAGCAACAGAAUCCAGACUUUUUCUUACAAGGAUAUCUUCUAUGACCUGACUCACAAAGGCCGUGAGUUUCAGGACGCUUGCAAGCUGGCCCAUACCCACACAGAUAAGGUAAUAAAAGAAAGAAAGAUGUUGCUGUCCAAUGAGAAGGAACUUGACAAGAUCCAGAAGAAGAGACAUCUGGAUUUUCUGGAUAUUCUUCUUUGUACCAAGGACGCAAAUGGAGUUGGGCUAUCUGAUGAGGACCUGCGUGCUGAGGUGGACACGUUCAUGUUUGCGGGACAUGAUACCACAGCCAGUGGGAUCUCCUGGCUCUUCUACUGCCUGUCAUUACAUCCAGAGCACCAGCAGCGGUGCAGGGAGGAGAUCCAGGGGAUCUUGGGAGACCGAGAUACCGUUGAGUGGGAGGACCUUGGGAAGAUGACUUACACCACGAUGUGCAUCAAAGAGAGCUUGCGCCUAUUUCCACCAGUUCCUUCUGUGUCCCGAAAGCUCUCUAAACCUGUCACAUUUCCCGAUGGACGCAGCUUGCCAGCAGGAGAUGACAUCCCUGGACAGGCUGGGCAUCCUCACUGCCCAGAUGCCCUGCAACAGCCCCUGCAGAACCAGGGAGAGAGGACAUCCCACCUCUCUUGGAUUUAUGACCCCCUGAGGUUUUCUCCAGAGAACUCAGCACAGAGGCACUCCCAUGCUUUCCUGCCUUUCUCCGCUGGAUCCAGGAACUGCAUCGGGCAGCAGUUUGCCAUGAAUGAGAUUAAGGUGGCGCUGGCCUUGACCUUGCUCCGCUUUCAGCUCUACCCUGACCCAUCCAAGCCUCCCACACUGAUACCACAGAUCAUCCUCAGGUCCAGGAAUGGGAUCCGCCUGCAUUUGAAGAAGAUUCACUGAUGCUGUGGGGUACCACGGCAAGGGGCAAGGGCUUUCCCAAGGAUCACCCUUCACCCAGAGAUUUGAGGGGAACACCACCCUGGCCACCUCAGACUUCUCCCACACUAACCCCCGGCCAAUGCUGUCCAGGGGGGCACGCUGACGCCCGUCACACACACCAAACCCAGCAGGUCCAGGUCUCCUCCUGCCACAGAGAACGGCACUGCCAAGGGGGUCUCACAGCACGGCUGUGGCUCAGCUGUCACCUCCGCAGGCAUCCUCCGUGUCCUGCUCAUCUCCUCACCUCCAAGCUGCCCUCACAUGCUGCCUGGUGGGACUUCUGUCACCCACCUGUGUAUUCGCACCAUUGCCAGCUCCCCGCUUGGGCACGGCAGUGAGCAUCGCCAGUAUGGUUUGCACAGAUGUCUAAAGCCCGGGUACUGCCUAAGCACGACAUCCCUCCCCUGCCUCCAGCCUGGGUGUGCUGCUCCUCCCUGCCACCACGCUGCACCCCCACACCACCCUCCCAAUUAUCCCCGAGUCCCCUCUGGGGCUGGCCUGUGCCCAACAUUACAGAGACAAAGGCCAGCAGGCUUUUCUGCCCCAGUGCUGAACUUCCUUGAGCUGAGGGAGCUCAGGAGCCAGUGCAGAGAUGUGUCACUAGCUAACCUGGAGAAAGUACAGAGGCUGGAAACAAUGUGUGGUCAGCCUAGUCUUACUCUCUGAAAUAAGAAUAAAGCCGUGUGAUGCUGCUCCCCAA
Falco peregrinus (peregrine falcon) is the source of this 2422-nucleotide messenger RNA. RefSeq names its product cytochrome P450 4B1-like. Gene Ontology annotation, molecular function: heme binding; monooxygenase activity; oxidoreductase activity, acting on paired donors, with incorporation or reduction of molecular oxygen. Bases 127 to 1683 code for a protein of 518 amino acids. Lineage: Eukaryota; Metazoa; Chordata; Aves; Falconiformes; Falconidae. The transcript is spliced from 12 exons. The record is from RefSeq and is a predicted model, not a curated record.